AUGGAAAACGGCACAGAGGGAAAGAACUUCUACAUACCCAUGAACAACAGGACGGGGCUUGUGAGGAGUCCAUUUCACUAUACACAAUAUUAUCUGGCAGACCCAUGGUUUUUCAAACUGCUGGCUCUCUACAUGUUUUUCCUCAUCUGCACUGGCUUCCCCAUCAACUUUCUGACUUUGCUGGUUACAGCUCAGAACAAGAAGCUGCGGCAACCUCUCAACUUUAUUCUGGUUAACUUGGCGGUGGCUGGACUGAUCAUGGUCUGCUUUGGAUUCACAGUUUGCUUUUAUAGUUCAAUGAUGGGCUAUUUCUCCUUGGGACACUUGUUCUGUGCUAUUGAAGGAUUCAUGGCUACACUUGGAGGUCAAGUUUCUCUCUGGUCUCUCGUGGUUCUAGCUAUUGAGAGAUACAUUGUGGUCUGCAAACCUAUGGGUAGUUUUAAAUUUACAGCCACCCAUGCUUCGGUAGGAUGUGCAUUCACCUGGAUCAUGGCUGCCUCCUGUGCUAUUCCGCCUCUUGUUGGCUGGUCAAGGUACAUCCCCGAGGGUAUUCAAGUUUCCUGUGGACCCGACUAUUACACCUUGGCCCCAGGCUACAACAACGAAUCAUUUGUCUUGUACAUGUUCAGCUGCCACUUCUGCAUUCCUGUCUUCACCAUCUUCUUCACUUAUGGAAACUUAGUGCUCACAGUGAAGGCGGCUGCAGCUCAGCAGCAGGACUCAGCGUCUACCCAGAAGGCUGAGAAGGAGGUGACACGCAUGUGCUUCAUGAUGGUUUUGGGAUUCUUGGUGGCCUGGACUCCAUAUGCCAGCUUUGCUGCAUGGAUCUUCUUUAACAAAGGAGCUGCUUUCUCAGCUACAGCCAUGGCUAUCCCUGCCUUCUUCUCAAAGAGCUCAGCAUUGUUCAAUCCAAUCAUCUAUGUGCUGUUGAACAAACAGUUCCGUAACUGCAUGCUGACCACUGUUGGGAUGGGUGGCAUGGUGGAGGAUGAAACCUCAGUAUCAACCAGCAAGACAGAAGUGUCCACUACUUCCUAA
Molecule: messenger RNA, 1038 nt
Organism: Scomber scombrus (Atlantic mackerel)
Lineage: Eukaryota; Metazoa; Chordata; Actinopteri; Scombriformes; Scombridae
Product: green-sensitive opsin
Exons: 5
Coding region: 1-1038 (345 amino acids)
Biological process (GO): visual perception; phototransduction; G protein-coupled receptor signaling pathway
Cellular component (GO): membrane; photoreceptor outer segment
Molecular function (GO): G protein-coupled receptor activity
Source: RefSeq, a predicted model, not a curated record